GGGUAAAAUGAGCUCUGAGGACGCAACGGCUCCAACAAAAACUAAUACCGACGACGAUGGCAUGUCUUGGUGGUACCGAUGGAUCUGCAAAAUCGCUGGUGUGCUCGGUGGCAUAUCAUGUGCAAUAGCAGGGGUAUGGAACUGUGUGACAAUUAAUCCUCUGAAUAUUGCAGCAGGAGUCUGGAUGGUUUUGACGGCGUUUGUGUUGUUCCUGUGUGAGGUUCCAUUCUGUUGUCAGUUCAUUGAGUUUGCUAAUGCAGUGGCGGCACGUGCAGACAGACUUAAGCCCUGGCAGAAAGCUCUCUUCUACUGCGGGAUGGCACUGUUCCCCAUUGUUCUGAAGAUGUCUUUCACCACUCUGUUUGGAAAUGCCAUUGCCUUUGCUACAGGAGUCCUCUAUGGUCUCGCCUCACUCGGGAAAAAGGGUGAUGCUGUGAGUUACGCCCGUCUGCAGCACCAAAAACAGGGAGAUGAAGAGAAGCUCACGGGAACGACUGAUGGAUCUGUGCCGUGACUCCUCCCUCUUUACCUCUCUUCACAUAACACCAUCUCUCCCUCCCUCUCUCUUUCCAUAAUCAGGCAUAUUUAUUAACUGAGACUGAAGCACCUUUCACAGAAUGAGUUCCCUUCUGUCAUUCAAAGCUAGAUUUACAAAUCCUGUCACUUUAAUGUGUUGACGUAUUUAUUUAAAACUACAGCAUCAAAGCUAAUAUUUGAAAGCAGAUCUCUGGGGACACAGAGCUGAUUUUUUUUUUUAAAGCUUGUGAUGACCAGUGCUCUGUGAAGGGGUUGGUGGUUUUGAGACUGUCAAGUCCUCUCAUUGAUGACAUUUUUAUUGUAUUUACAGAAACAUAAAUGGUGAUAAAGGGACAUCAUUCAUUCAGAUCCAACAAUCAACCUAUGUAUUUAUUGUACCCAUGGAAACAGCAAACUCAGGCAGUGCACCUAUUUUGGGAAUUUUGGCAAUUGGGAUUGUUUUUCAAUUUCCCAGAACUCUGUAUACCAAAACACAACAGGGAUAUACCUUAUACUUUUUAACUCACUUUAUGAAAAUAGACCAUUCUAGAAGUUUUUCCACAAAUCAUAAUGCACUUUUGCACCAUACAUCCAGUGAACUUCUGAGAAUCUUUGUUGUGAAUUGAGGGCUUUGAACAUAUAGCUUUGAUUUCUGUUACAACUGUGUUGCUCUGUUCAUGGAAUUUUCCAACUUUUCACUAUUAUGCUCUAAAACAGCUCUAGCUGAGUGUUGAGUGGAUUUUACUGUCUGUGACGGCUGACUUUGACAAUCCUAACAAUAACGUUCUCAUAGCUAGAAACAAUGAGGAUACCGGUCACAAAGGUCAGGAUUGUUAAAAUCUCAGCUAAAUAUACUCUCCUUGUGUCCAGCGAUAUGGAAAGUAAUGUUAGCAUGUCAGAACUCAAGUAUCAAACAGUGGAAUGCACCAAACCCCCAUUUUCAGAAUUACUUUGAAGUACCAACAAAAAUGGACCUUUCUUUUCCUUCAAAUAGCCAGCCUUUUGUUCUAAAACUUCAGCUGCAAAUGUAUUCUUAAUGUGGCUAACAGAAGAAAAGAGUGGAAUGUAAGUGUGCUAUGCUGCUCUAAAAACCCUCAUUGCUUCCUCUCCCUCUCUUUCUCUCUCUCUCUGUACUACAUGGAAUGGCCAUUUUCUGUUUCCAAUGUCCAUUCCAGAGUUUCUAACUCUAGGCUCUGAGGUGCAUAGUCUUUGUGCUUUAUUGAUCUAUGCUGUUGUGGAAUGCUUAUAUGUGUGUUGGGUGAAGUGUCUCUUGGCUGUGGGUAAAGUCUUUUUAUAAGUUAUUUUUUUGAGAUGGGCCUCAGCUUUUGCCUCUAUUCAGGGAUUAAGGUGUGUAUGUCUAUGUGAGCCUUUUUUCAGCCUGGCUUCACAUUGUCUGUCUAUUGGUCUGUUUCAUUUGAGAAGCUUUUUCUGAGCUGUCAGUUUGGUACAGAACUAAAAAGUGACUCAGCUAAUGUGUUACAAGUUGUGAUAAUGUGUGAUUUCAACCAAAUGUGGAUUUUGUUUGUAAAUUAGGGGAAUCCUUGUUUGUUUGAGAGUCCAGUCCCUAGAUCCUUCUCCAUCAUCCAUCCAUCCACUCAUCCUGUCCAUCAUUUGCUCUGAUUUGUACAAAUGUCUGGAUGAUAAUGAGUAAUCUGAACAAUGUGGCUGCAAUUUGAUUCUCAAACGUCCACUUCGUGUGGAGAAACUAGAAGAUAACAUUUUUAGAGUGCAACUGGAGCUUUUUAAAACAGGAUCUUGGUGUCUCAGGUCACAUUGCUUACAGCGAAAUGGUGGACAUUUAAAAGUAUGGUGGUUUCUUCCCAAGGAAUGCAUUCUUCUGCUCUCCCUACUCACACUCAUGCUGUACUAAGGUAUCUCUCAGACCUCAGGAGCCAGCACUCUAUCUCACCUUCCCUAAUUAACACCGUACCGAACACACUACAAACCAACUGACAUUCCAGUUAAACUCCUCCUCACUGACACCAGAACACUAGAGCUUCAAGGCAGCCAAGAACUUCUCUAAACCAGCAGAGACAAAUUGUUUCAAUCUCUCUGGACAACUUUUUUGAAAAAAUGCAUUGUCAGAUAUCAAUUUUAGUCACUUCUUUAUGUAACUGCUGUUUAUUUUCGGUACUAACAAAAUGUGAAUAGACGACUUAAGUGAAUAGGAAUAUCCAGUGUAUACCCUAUUAAUAUGAAAUAGUAUUAGCAGGCUAGUGUUAACAUUUUUAUGCUGUAUUUGUAGGGCUUGUACUCUUAACACAUGCCCUGAACAUACAGCACACUACUGAUCAGACUAGCCAUAUCACCGGAGUGGAAAAGCAUUUUAAACAUUGUCUGCUACAUUAACAGGUACUGGGUUCCUGUUUCCUCAUGAACUCUCUCAGACGUUUUUAAAUGUAUUUAUUUAUUUUCACCGUCAGGGAUGUGUGCAUGCAUUUCUCAUGUAU
This is a messenger RNA of Chanos chanos (milkfish), 2966 nucleotides long. RefSeq names its product calcium channel flower domain containing 1 (gene cacfd1). Gene Ontology annotation, biological process: vesicle-mediated transport. Bases 8 to 514 code for a protein of 168 amino acids. Gene Ontology annotation, cellular component: membrane. The record is from RefSeq and is a predicted model, not a curated record. The transcript is spliced from 5 exons. Lineage: Eukaryota; Metazoa; Chordata; Actinopteri; Gonorynchiformes; Chanidae.